Messenger RNA from Besnoitia besnoiti, 2640 nucleotides. RefSeq lists its product as uncharacterized. NCBI's taxonomy places the organism in Eukaryota, Apicomplexa, Conoidasida, Eucoccidiorida, Sarcocystidae. The transcript has 4 exons. The coding region runs from base 1 to 2640 and encodes 879 amino acids. Gene Ontology annotation, molecular function: phosphoric diester hydrolase activity. The record is from RefSeq and is a predicted model, not a curated record. Gene Ontology annotation, biological process: lipid metabolic process.
AUGACGCCGUUGCAGUUGUGUCCCCGUGUCCCCCUGUGCGCUGUCCCCUCUCGUCGGGGGCCGUUCUUCUGUACCGUUUUUGUCGUCGUUGCAGGCCUCCUUCCUUUUGCCUCAUGUGACAUGCUAGGGAACUCUGGGCGGCUCAGCCUAGCGCCUGAGCUAGGAAUGCCCGAGGUGCGACUCGAUUCGGGAAUUCGUCCGCGCAGGCGUCUCCCAAGUCGGCUAAGCUCCGCAGCUUGGAUGCGGCUCUUUGCCGAUAUGCGCCUAACGGAACUGGCUCUCCCCGCAACUGUGCACAGCACGUUGACUGACGUCAACAAUCCACGCUACACGGAGCUAGCCCAAGCACAGACUGAAAACGUGACUCGCCAGCUGUGCGACGGUAUCCGUGUGUUCGAUGUGCGGCCGUGGAUAGAUGGCAAAGACGGCACGUGGUACACAGAGGUUCCAUGGCGCUUCGAAGAAGACCUCGUCACUCUGCGGAAAGCAGCUGCGGCGCCCUCUCAUGCUACGGAUUCUUCUGGCGCUGCCUUGCCCAGUUCAGUACAAAGCCUCGUCGACCUGCAUUCAAGCACAGCACUGGAGGCCAGCCUUUUCCGCCCAGUUCAGAAUUUUCUGCGUUCAAAUGGGAAUGAAGUCGCGGUAGUUGUGUUCUCCGCUUUGAACGGCAACCGCCACGGCUCAGUCAGCUCUGCAAACCACGCUUCGUCUUUCGGGCAUUUGCUGCGCCGCUAUGCGGAGCUCUAUCAGCCCGGUGCGAGUGCUGAUCCGGAGAGCCUACCGAAGGCUGACCAGCUCUUCAGUCCGGCCGUUUUGCAGAGUCAGGUCGGUGAUGGCCCCAGCGUGACAGGCACAGAGCACCCCGCGGCCUUCAGUGUUUUGUCCCGCUCGGAUACGUCGGCGUCUAUUCUGUCGUCUGCGGUCCGCAAGCCCCUUUUUUACCAAGACGUUCAUGAGCUCAUGCGCCUGGUCGAUGAGUACUGGGGCCAGCUUCUCCCACGCCAUGAGCACGUCUUCUACGGGCCUGCAGAAAGCAGCGAACAUCCGGAGACGCCCGGGUCAACUGCCUUCCCGGGGGUUGUCGGGCGCUCCCACCGAUGGAGGGCGGACAGCAUCGACGAGUUCGGGCACGAGUACCCGAUGGCGGAGUCGAUCAACAGACCAGACGUUUUCGCUCGCUGGCUGCAGAGACAAGGCGAGCACUGGCUGUCGGAGGCGCCGCUCAGAGAGCUCGUUGCUUCGCGCGUCCAGCUGCUUUUAUUUGUUGACGACCCUCUCGUGGCAUGGUUCAUCACGGCCUUUUCGAGGGAGCAUGUCAUGGUCUUUGUUGCUGGCGACCAUGUCUACGACGUCAGUUACAAAAGCGAGGCGCUCCUCGCACCUUGCGGCAUUCCCCAUAGAACAGGACCAAUCGGCGACGAAUUGUCGUUGACGAAGGAGCGCUCGUGGGCGCAGUGCCGCAGCAAGUGCGAGUCUCUGUCGGAGAGGCGGACAGCGACAACUGCUCGUGGGCCGUGCACGUAUUGGACGUUUGGCCCGUAUCUUUCUCCAGAAGACGACACCCAGGCGCCCGACGCUGUACAACAGAACUCGCCUACUUUCGACUGCCGCACGUUCACGGGCCCGCUGACGGUUCAAAGCUUAGCUCCUCUUGAGCGGGCGGUCACGCAGCCUGCAAACUGCGCCGCAUCCACGCUGUUGGAAGAUUCGUCGCAAUGGAACUCUGUGAAGCUCUUCUCGGAUCUAGUUGACAGCGUAUGUCCCAUCACCGGUCCCGGCGUGUCAUCGCUCUCACUGGAUGUCCACCAGCCUUUCGCGCGGGAGCUGUGCCUUUUGGAUAUAUCUGGGGUUUACGGCAGUGCUGCCACAUCUGAGCGACGCAGUCGUCAACAGAAAAAACCUACCGGAGGUGUUCAAGAAGCAAAGAAGCUUCUUCGGGUCCAUUUUGCGCCGGCAGCGCCUUCGUACUUCAUGUCCGGACCUCGUGGAGGAAAACGCCACUUUGGCGCCGUCGACGGGGUGACGCCCAUGAACCGCCUGACGCUGCCGUGGGUGCUGUGGCACCUUGAGCGUCAACAGCUUCUGGAAGGCUUAACAACAGGAACAGGGGAGAAACGCGACCUCCCAGCGGGGAUCGCGCGCGCUCGUGGCAUCAGAGGAGGCCAAGUCACUCGACCCGUGAAUGCACUCAUGCUCAUGAGAUAUGACAGCCUGAACAACGAAACGCGCAACGACCAGCCGCUGAACUACUUCGAGAUCAUCAUGCGCCUUAAUCCAUUCCCAGCCGGUGCAGCGGCUCUUGCCCUUGAAGGCGAGCUGGGUGACUUCAGCAGCGAGCGUUACCUGCACUUGACGGCCUUUCAUUCCUUACCAAGUGACGUCGACGUCGUCGCGUUUUUCAGUGCACUCGAUGGGUCGUCGCAGGCAUCGAAAGCCCCAUGUAUGCCCAUGAUUUGGCUGGUAGUCUGCGUAGCUAUUCUGUGUCUCUGUGCCAUGAUUACCGCCUGUAUUUGCGGCUCGUCCGUGUGCUGGAAGUUGCCGCAUCCGAACGGCCGCGGCGACUGGGCUUCUGCCCCCGGUGUCCCCGGGCAAAGGGCGGCGCCCGCAGUGGUACCAAUGAAUACUAUCGAUUCCGCGUGA